UCGUGUUUUGUAUUUGAUUUUCUAACCUCUUAGAUCCCACGCGUUUAUAAUUAUCAUGAAUAUAUUAUUAUUUAUUAUAGGUUUGAACUGAAAAUUUACAGAAAGGAAAAUCGACAUCGCCAAGGGAAGUAAAAACUAAUCAAAUUAUAUUUGAAUACCAAAAGAAAGAAAUUGAGAAUGGCAUGCCUCAUCAAAAAUAUCUGCCUCGCAAGAUUUUAGAAAUAGCUGAGUACACAAAUAUAUUAUUAUGAAUUAAAAUAUUGCAAAGCUAACGUUAGCAAGCUGUUAAGUAGUAUAAGUAAUUGAAAGUUAUUUUCAUUAGAACAAAAUAUUUAAGGUGUGAUCGAUCAUUUACCAGAAUUAUCAGAUAAAAGAUACUGGAGAAGUAGUAGUGUGUGAAAAGUAUCUGUAUUAAUUGGCGUAUCGUACAGAGCUGGGAUCUAGCUUACAAAAUAGAAGGCUGUCAUUCUGCAUUUACACAUAUCGUUUCAUGACUAAGAAGAGAUCGUUUAUAUCACAGGUCACGGUAUUAAAGAUAAAUAAUGGCAAUGCAAUAAUGCAUCUCGAGUAUUGGUUGGUGAAAGGUGCAUAUUCAAAGCUGAAACCUCGAUAUUUUAUCUUUUGAGGACAGAUAAAAAACCAUGUUAACAGUCGUGUGUUUUAUUUACUAGAAGAACGUUUUUUUGCUAUACAUAGCAUAGUAUAUAGCUUUAUUAGACUUUUUCAAGUUGUAUUCAGCUGACGUAGUCCAACAUUUUUGGCCAAUUAUUUUUACAAGUGAAAGUUGUGUAAUAUUACGUGUUUUAGAUACUAACUUUUUAUUCAGUAAACAGGUUAUUAGUUACUGAGGGUCUCUCACUUAGCGUUCUUGCUGUGGAAGUUCCAUAUGUUUAACAGAACGUUUGGAUGAAUUAAUGGAAACAUGAAGACUGAUGAAAAUUAUAUGAGACAAGAAGAUACUAAGGAAUUAUUCGAUGUAAUAGGAUAUUUUGGGUCAUGGCAGAGGAGGAUUUUCUUUAUUGCUUUCAUCUCCCUUAUGGCACAUUGUUGGCACGUGUUGGCAAUGUUGUUUUUAGCACCAAACAUUGACCACUGGUGCCAGCGUCCUACAACGUAUUCCAAUAUAUCUACUGACCAAUGGAAAGACUUGGCAAUACCUCGUGUGCAAUCAAAGAAUGACAGUGGCAUCUAUAGUUCCUGCCUUGUGUAUAAAAACUUUACUUCACACAUGAAGGAAGAAAAUUCAACGACCGCUUGUGCUUCGUGGGAAUAUGAUAACUCUUUCUAUACUUCCACAAUCAUUGAUGAGUGGGACCUCGUCUGUGAAAACGAUUGGCUGCCCUCCAUGAGUACGUCUCUUUAUAUGGGGGGUUUUAUGACUUCUGUCUUUAUUUCUGGUCAACUUUCUGAUAGAUAUGGACGUCGACCUAUCAUCCUAUUUGGUGGUAUCAUCUUUCUUGCCUCAGGGUUUGCUUGUGCGUUUUCAACAUCCUUUCUGAUGUUUAACAUCCUCCGGUUUCUCGUGGCUUUUGGUGCUUCUGGGACAGUGCUAACUAUCAUUAUUUUACUCUUGGAAGUAAUUGGACCAGAGUAUCGUUCUAUUCUUGGAAUUUGUUACCAAUUUGGCUGGGCAUUAGGCUAUACUAUUCUACCUGGUGUUGCUUUUUUGGUGAAAAAGUGGAGACAUUUUCAGCUGAUCAUUAGUGUCCCCUGGAUACUUCUUUGUAGUAUUUGGUGGUUUCUUCCAGAAUCUCCUCGUUGGCUACUAUCACAUGGAAAGGUCAAACUGGCAGAAAAGGAAAUAAGAAAUGCUGCAAGAGUCAACGGUAAAAUAGUCUCGAACUGGCAGGUAAUCAUGGCCCAACUUAUGACUAAAGAAAAGCAGGAAGAAGAAAUGAAACGUAAUCGCCAAGCCACAUUUUUGGAUUUAUUCAAAACUCCUAAUAUGAGAAAGAAGAGCUUGAAUAACUUUCUUUUCUGGUUUGUGAAUGCGUUUACCUACUAUGGGUUGUCUCUACAUACGAACGACAUGGGUGGAAAUCCUUUGAUAAACUUUUUUAUCGCCGGAACGCUUGAGUUUCCAGCCAAUAUUAUUGGAUUCAUCCUCAUAAAACACGUUGGUCGUCGAAUUUCUCUGAUGGCGCUUAUGGUAGUUGGUGGUGUAGCUUGUUUACUCACAGUUCCAGUUUCGGACAGUAAGCCUUUUUUUUUGUCUUUAAUAUCAUUACUUCUAUUCCGAUUUUGGACCAUACGAUGUCUGCUUCAUAUUGUUUAACAAAAAGGAUUUAAACAUUAUAUAAUACAGUGUAGACUAUGCGAUAACGAAAUUUUCAGUUGAGCAAUAAUAUAUGAUGAGUACUG
Limulus polyphemus (Atlantic horseshoe crab) is the source of this 2361-nucleotide messenger RNA. Its product is annotated as solute carrier family 22 member 21-like. Gene Ontology annotation, cellular component: membrane. The record is from RefSeq and is a predicted model, not a curated record. Lineage: Eukaryota; Metazoa; Arthropoda; Merostomata; Xiphosura; Limulidae. Gene Ontology annotation, molecular function: transmembrane transporter activity. Gene Ontology annotation, biological process: transmembrane transport. The transcript is spliced from 8 exons. Bases 923 to 2275 code for a protein of 450 amino acids.